Stegostoma tigrinum is the source of this 2977-nucleotide messenger RNA. Its product is annotated as epimerase family protein SDR39U1-like. The transcript is spliced from 3 exons. The record is from RefSeq and is a predicted model, not a curated record. Gene Ontology annotation, cellular component: membrane. Lineage: Eukaryota; Metazoa; Chordata; Chondrichthyes; Orectolobiformes; Stegostomatidae. The coding region runs from base 1 to 789 and encodes 262 amino acids.
AUGAAGCCCACUCGCCUGGCACCGCACAGACUCCUUCCACCGCCGACGCCCAGCAGCAGCGAGGCGGUGAGACUGAGACUUGGGAACGGGGGCAGUCCUUGCGCUGGCCGAGUGGAGGUUCAUUAUGAAGGGCUGUGGGGGACUGUGUUUGAUGAUAACUGGGGCCUGCCAGACGCUAAUGUUGUGUGUCAGGAGCUGGACUGUGGGACUGCAGUCUCUGCCCUGCUUCGUUCUCACUUUGGGCCAGGAUCCGGACCCAUUGUGACUGGGGAUGUUUUCUGCAGCGGCGCUGAGCAUGCUCUGAGGGACUGUGAAGCAGAUACUUGGGAUCACUACGACGAACCACACACCAAUGAUGCAGGUGUCACCUGUUCAGGUGUGGUCCUGGGGAAGGAUGGCGGUGUGAUGAAGCUGAUGGUGUGGCCGUUCUGGCUGGGCCUGGGUGGAGCGAUCGGCUCUGGCCAGCAGGCCAUGCCAUGGAUCCAUGUGGAUGAUCUGAGUGGGAUCCUUGCCCACGCUCUGGAGAACGAGCGGGUCCUGGGGAUCUUGAACGGAGUGGCCCCAGCCCAGAGCACCAAUGGGGAGUUCGCCAGGGCACUGGCGCGGAGCCUCUCCCGGCCCUCGGUGCUGCCCCCAGUGCCCAGCUUUGUACUGCAGACCCUGCUGGGCGCCGAGCGGGCGGUCCUGCUGCUGGAGGGCCAGAGGGUUAUACCCAGGAGAACGCUGCAGACCGGGUACAGGUACCUCUACCCCGAGCUCCAGGCAGCUUUGAAGAGCAUCGUGUCCUGACCCCAGGCCCCCUUAGGCUGGGGGGGGGGGGGUGUGGUCAGAGGGUCAUAAGGUCAAGGCUGGGUGGAUGGUGAGUUUGGGGUUCAGAGGACAGUGAGGUCGGGGGUCAGAGGGUGAGGGGAUCAAGGGGUCAAAUUGGUGAGGUCAGGGAUCAGAGUUUGGUGAGGUUGGUGAUGUCAGGGGUUAGAGGAUGAUGAGUCAAAUGGUCAAAAUGGUGAGGUCGGAAAUCAGAGGGCGGUGAGGUCGGGAGUUAGAAGAUGAUGAGUCAAGGGGUCCAAGUGGUGAGGUAGGGGAUCAGAGGAUAGAGUUGGGGGGGUGUGUCAAAGGAUGGUGAGGUGAGGCGUCGGGGGAUGGAGAGGUCAAAGUCAGGUUGGCGAGGUGAGGGGUCAGAGGGCAGUGAGGCUGGGGGUGGUGUGUGGUGUGUGGUGUGUGUGUGGGGACAGUGUGUAGAGUGAUACUGUACUCUGUAUCUCACCGCAGUGUAGCGCGAGCUUUACAUUCAGUGUGGAAACGGUAGAGGGAGCCUGGUAAAUGCCUGAAUUGCUCCUGUCAACUGGACGUGAGAGGAUAUCACUUCCUGGUCACUGCACGGUCAGCAUUGGGAGCCUGUGACCCCGCGAGCGGCAGCGGCCCCUUCAAUUCCAGACGCUGCCGUGAUCCUUCAGCUGAUCCCUUUCACUCUGAAACCUGUGCGGGGCGACCGCCCUGAUACCAGGGGAUAAACACCGCGUUGGGGGGGCGGGGGGUGUACCAGCUGCCCCCACCCUCCCCGCUGAGCCCUGCGUCUGGCUCUACGCUAGUCUCCCUGCCGUCUGCAAGGCUCUCAGUAACCACCCCCCCCCCCCCCCCCCGUGCUGUGAUUGGGAUCACCCCUGUGCCUGCCUUAAUUUCCCGUACUGUCCUCGUCGCAGCGAAUGCUGCGUGUCGGAGCUGCAACAGGAAGAUUUCCUCAAUCGUCCAAGGUUGACCUCACUCUUCCCUCCACCCCCCCCAACUCCGUGGCCUGACUCUCCUCCACCACCCCCCCGCAAACCCCAGCUCAGUGCCGAUGGAACUAGCUCGCCAUUGCCAUCAAUGUUUGUGAGCUCCUACAGUUUUGGGGGCCUCCGUUCAUUCAUUGCGAUGGACCUGAUCGAUGGUACGGUUUUCCUGAAACCCACAUUUCCCCCCCCCCCCCCCCCCCCCGCCAUCGCUUUCGUUUUCAAAAUGUUAUCCAUUCCCCUUACGUUUGUUCGGCGAGGUGGUAUUGGCAGCAGAAGGGUUUGUGCACGCACGCGGAAAAGCAGAGCUUUUGAGUUUUUGUGUAUUUGUGGUUGUACUCGAAAUUGGUUUCUGCCACUGCUGUCUGGAAAGUGAACCCCUCGCCCUGACCCCCCACAGCGCUGCUGAGCAAACCCCCCCCAUCCCCCCCCCUCCCCGUCACGUGUAAAGCCGCCAGUGCCUUGGGAACCUGCAGGACUAGGGGUAUCUCUUCCGCUGUCGGCAACUUUGAGGGGCUAGCCGAUGAGGGGAGGGGUGAGACUGCUGAUGACUGCUUCAUCCUUCGUUCACGCUCUGAUGGUCUGAAGACGCCCCAGUUUAAGAAAAGAACUCAGCUCCUGCGUGCCCCCCCCCCCACCCACUUUGGGGUUAGUGCACUGGGAAUCAUGCCCUAAUAUCCACAGGAUCAUAAGGGAAGUUAAAGAUGUACAAAAGAGUGACUGGUUCACAGUUUGCAAAGUCCCUGCCUUUAUUGGUUGAAAGGCCAGCUCAUGGUAAGGAAGUACAAACACGUUUUCUCUGGCUGCGUACAUUGGGGGCAGGGGGACGCAGACGGUGACUUGUUUUCCUAGAGACCCGAUUGGCGCCCGACAACUGAUCGGCGUCCAGGUAGCCAAACGUAAGGAUGUCGCCAGGCAGAAAGGCCUUCGUCAUCAACAACAGUUCAUCGCUGUGCGGACCAAUCAGCUGCGUGUUAGCAGACGAAUCUCACUUUGUACAAACACCUUGGUGCCGGUUUGUCUGCAGCUCUCCACUUCUGCUGUAGGAGCAACAGUGUAAACAACACUUACAAUGAGCGUUUGUAGCUUGCUGCAAAGAUGUAAGAAAGACAAUCCUCACCCUAAAUAAGUUGACAAUCAAAAGUGCCGAACAAACUUAACAAUAAAGAUGUGAUCCUCACGGUCCCUUCUUCAGGAAUUGAACUGCA